AUGGACCGACCUGGGAACCUCCUGGAAGAUAAGGCUCUAGCCGAAUUUCUAGGUGUCGAGGACGUGGACUUUGACAGUGGUAGUGAUACCAAAGUCGAGGGUGAGGAGCGAUACAAACCCAGCACAUCUGUGCGUGGGGACAUUGCCCAUCCGGCACCCAAUCCGUUUCCCAAAUGUAGUGCCGCGACUGCGCCAACAGCGCUGGGAGCAAUGUCCCCCAUGGGUACAUCCAUUAUCACUAACCCGCUUCAAGAGGAGCAACAACGCAUGCUUGACCAAGCCGCAAGCGCACGGCGCAAGUUAUAA
Peronospora matthiolae is the source of this 306-nucleotide messenger RNA. The record is from the annotation of a GenBank genome assembly. NCBI's taxonomy places the organism in Eukaryota, Oomycota, Peronosporomycetes, Peronosporales, Peronosporaceae.